AUGGAGAAAAGCUCUACUAACCACGUGCACGAUGUUAUCAUUGUAGGUGCUGGUAUUUCUGGUAUCAAUGCAGCGCAUCAUGUACAGAGAAAACUUCCUGAUUCCGAGUAUCUACUUCUUGAGGGUCGUGAUAACAUUGGUGGGACGUGGGACCUGUUCCGCUAUCCUGGCAUCCGGUCGGAUACGGACUUGCAUACGUUUGGAUUCGGCUGGCAGCCCUGGCAAGAGGGUCGAGCCAUCGCAGAUGGUGAUGCUAUCGCCCAAUAUUUGCGCAACACGGCGGAAAGGGAUGGAAUAUACAGCCAUAUUCGGUUUCAACACCGCACCGUCGCGGCCAACUGGUCAUCGGAGCUGGAGCUCUGGACGUUGGAGGUCGAAACCAAGAGCGGCCGCGUUGAGCUACAUACCAGGUUCUUGAUACUAGGAACAGGCUAUUAUGACUACAACGAGCCCCUCCAGGCUGAAAUCCCGGGUCUGUCUGAUAACUUUCGUGGCACUAUCGUACAUCCACAGUUCUGGCCGAAAGAUCUCGACUACACUGGCAAGCGAGUGGUCAUCAUUGGCAGCGGCGCCACUGCAAUCACGCUGCUUCCCAACCUAGCCAAAAAAGCAAGCCAUGUGACGAUGCUACAGCGCAGCCCUACUUACAUCAUGUCCAUCGACAACGCGACAGGUGGCUCAUGGAUACACAAACUUCUGCCUCGGGCAUGGGCAUUCAAGCUGGAUCGCUGGAUGUUCAUGUGGAUGAUUAUUAUCCUGUAUAACUUCUGCAGACUCUUUCCUGAGCGCUCUCGGGCUGCUUUGGAAGGCGCGGUUGCAAAACAGCUCCCCAAGGGCGUUCCCAUGGAUCCUCAUUUCCGACCACUCUACAAGCCUUGGGACCAGCGUGUCUGCUUCACGCCCAAUGGUGACUUCUUCGAGAGCCUCCAAGGCGGAAGGGCGCAUGUGGAGACAGCUCACAUUAAAGCAAUGUCCUCGGACUCUAUACUUCUCGAUAAUGGAAAAGCCCUGGAAGCAGACAUGGUUGUCACCGCCACGGGCCUGAAAUUUUGCAUCGGUGGCCAUAUACACAUAACUAUAGAUGAUGAAGAGAUCAACCUCGCAGAUCGCUAUGCUUGGAACUCGGCAAUGCUACAAGAUGUACCGAAUUUGGCCUUUAUGAUGGGCUAUGUCAAUGCCUCUUGGACCCUGGGAGUCGAAACCAGCUGCCAGCUCGUCUGCCGCCUGCUAUUACACAUGCGGAAGAAGCAUUAUUCCAGCGUUAUUCCGCGUUUACCCAAGGGAUUUUCCAUGGAGCCCAGGCCGAUUUGGAACCUUGACGCCACGUAUGUGAAAAAAGCACAGGGCUUCAUUCCCCACUGCGGCAAUACUGGACCCUGGAGAGGACGCACUAAUUACUUCGUGGACCUGUGGAAAGCCCGAUAUGGCAGUAUCACCAAAGAUUUAGUCUUCCGAGCAGUGAAGCCGUAG
This is a messenger RNA of Trichoderma gamsii, 1470 nucleotides long. RefSeq lists its product as hypothetical. The record is from RefSeq and is a predicted model, not a curated record. The transcript has a single exon. NCBI's taxonomy places the organism in Eukaryota, Fungi, Ascomycota, Sordariomycetes, Hypocreales, Hypocreaceae. The coding region runs from base 1 to 1470 and encodes 489 amino acids.